Messenger RNA from Pyrus x bretschneideri (Chinese white pear), 1829 nucleotides. RefSeq names its product amino acid transporter AVT1A. The coding region runs from base 71 to 1675 and encodes 534 amino acids. The transcript has 12 exons. NCBI's taxonomy places the organism in Eukaryota, Viridiplantae, Streptophyta, Magnoliopsida, Rosales, Rosaceae. The record is from RefSeq and is a predicted model, not a curated record. Gene Ontology annotation, cellular component: plasma membrane.
UUCAUUCAUCCGCUCGGCUCUCUGUGUGCGGUGUCUGUUUUGGGUGACAAGUGACAUUGCAGUCCCAACAAUGGCUGAGAAGGGUAAGGAGAAAGAAUCGGAUCCAUUUCUGUACGAGAGUGAAGACGAAGAAGAUGACAUUGAGGAGAACAAGAGCGAGAGUGGGAGCAGCUCCACCAGCAGCCAUGGCGUCCGUCAUGAGGUUUCCUCUCCCGUUAGUUUUUCUUCUCACAAAUGGCCUCAGAGUUACAGGGAGACAAUCGAUUCUUACUCAAUUGCAGCAUCACCCAAUAUUGCGAAUCUCGGAUUUGUUCCAAGUAAUGCAAGCUUUACAAAUUACUCGAAAAGCAUUUUAGACCUGAUUGGAAGGUCUCCAUUCGUGUCUACCAACGAAGGUUUUCCUCAAAAGGGUGAUUCGGAAAGGUUCUCAGUAAACCAAUCAUUAUUAUCAGAGAGAUCGACACUGCAUAAGCAUCUGACCGGAGAAAUAGCUGUUGGUCAUGGGUGUAGCUUCACUCAAACUGUCUUCAAUGGAAUUAAUGUAAUGGCAGGAGUUGGGCUUCUUUCAACACCUUCUACAUUGAAAGAAGCUGGCUGGGCAGGUAUCGUGGUGCUACUUCUUUUUGCAGUUGUGUGUUGUUACACGGCCAUACUCAUGAGAUACUGCUUUGAGAGUAAAGAAGGCAUCAAAACUUACCCGGAUUUAGGAGAAGCUGCCUUUGGAAGAUAUGGGCGUCUUUUCAUAUCUAUCAUUUUGUAUGCAGAACUAUACUCUUAUUGUGUAGAAUUCAUCAUUUUGGAAGGAGAUAAUCUCAGCAGGCUAUUCCCAGGAACAUCUUUGAAUUGGGCUGGUUUUCAGCUGGACUCCAUGCACUUAUUUGGAAUAGUAACUGCCCUCAUUGUUCUGCCAAGUGUUUGGUUGAAAGAUCUUCGUCUUAUUUCAUUCCUUUCAGCUGGUGGGGUCAUUGUCACAGUUUUGAUUGUUCUAUGCGUGAUUUUACUUGGUACAGCUGGUGGGGUUGGGUUCCAUCACACCCCGCCAGCAGUGCACUGGAAUGGAAUUCCACUUGUAAUUGGUGUGUAUGGGUUUUGCUUUGCCGGGCAUACUGUCUUUCCAAAUAUAUACCAAUCCAUGGCAGACAGACGACAAUUUAGCAAGGCACUAAUAAUAUGCUUUAUCUUGUGCGUUCUGUUAUAUGGGAGUGUUGCAGUCAUGGGAUAUCUCAUGUUUGGUGAACGCACUCUGUCACAGAUUACUUUGAAUAUGCCACCACAUGCUUUUCUGUCCCAAGUUGCACUGUGGACAACAGUUAUCAACCCGUUGAGCAAAUAUGCCCUGUUGAUGAACCCGUUAGCAAGGAGUAUUGAGGAGCUGCUGCCAGUUACAAUUUCUAACAGUUCCUGGUGUUUCAUUCUUUUAAGAACAGCACUCGUCAUUUCUACUGUUGUUUCCGCCUUUCUUAUCCCGUUCUUUGGUCUUGUGAUGGCUUUGAUAGGCUCUCUACUCAGUAUUCUUGUGUCAGUAAUAGUUCCAUCACUAUGCUUUCUGAGAAUAGCUGGAAGGAAAGCUACAAGGACACAGGUUGUUUCGAGUAUCACGAUUUCCACUUUGGGCAUCAUUGCUGCAGCCCUGGGUACAUAUUCUGCACUGUCAAAAAUUGUGAAUCACUAUUGAAAUAUUCAAGGCAUUCGUUCGACAGUUCAAUAAUACUGGUGCAUCGCUGGUUCAGCGGCUUAUGCAUUCUUCCGUUAAUCUUAGAUUCAUAUGUAUGUGUAGAAAUAUAAUUGGAUGAUUUCAUUGAUGUAUAAUAGUACAUUUAUAUACACAA